AUGACUUCCUUCAUUGACCUCAACUACAUGGUCUACAUGUUCCAGUAUGACUCUACCCAUGGCAAGUUCAACAGCAAAAUCAAGACUGAGAAGAAGAAGCUUGUCAUCAAUGGGAAGCCCAUCACCAUCUUCCAAGAACAAUAUCCCGCUAACAUCAAAUGGGAGAAGGCUGGAUCUCACUUGAAGGGUGAGACCAAAAGGGUCAUCAUCUCCGCUCCUUCUGUCAAUGUCCCCAUGUUUGUGAUGGGUGUGAACCAGGAGAAGUAUGACAACUCACUCAAGAUUGUUAUCAACGCUUCCUGCACCACCAAUUGCUUUGCGCCCCUGGCCAACAUCAUCCAGGACAACUUUGAUGUUGCGGAAGGACUCAUGACCAUAGUCUACGCCAUCACUGCUACCCAGAAGACUGUAGAUGGCUCCUCUGGAAAGCUGUGUGGGUCCAUUGUGGAUCUGACAUGCCAACUGGAGAAACCCACCAAUUACAAUGACAUAAAAAAAGUGGUGAAACAGGCGUCUGAGGGCCCUCUAAAGUGCAUCCUAAGCUACACUGAGGACCAGAUUGUCUCCUAUAACUUUAACAGUGACUCUCACUCUUCCAUCUUUGAUGCUGGGGCUGGCAUUUCUCUCAAGGAUAACUUUGUAAAGCUCAUUUCCUAG
Molecule: messenger RNA, 657 nt
Organism: Acomys russatus (golden spiny mouse)
Lineage: Eukaryota; Metazoa; Chordata; Mammalia; Rodentia; Muridae
Product: glyceraldehyde-3-phosphate dehydrogenase-like
Exons: 3
Coding region: 1-657 (218 amino acids)
Molecular function (GO): oxidoreductase activity, acting on the aldehyde or oxo group of donors, NAD or NADP as acceptor; NAD binding
Source: RefSeq, a predicted model, not a curated record